Molecule: messenger RNA, 2524 nt
Organism: Ctenopharyngodon idella (grass carp)
Lineage: Eukaryota; Metazoa; Chordata; Actinopteri; Cypriniformes; Xenocyprididae
Gene: gosr1
Product: golgi SNAP receptor complex member 1
Exons: 9
Coding region: 117-863 (248 amino acids)
Biological process (GO): vesicle fusion; endoplasmic reticulum to Golgi vesicle-mediated transport
Cellular component (GO): Golgi membrane; SNARE complex; Golgi medial cisterna
Molecular function (GO): SNAP receptor activity
Source: RefSeq, a predicted model, not a curated record
CAGCAAACCACGUGGUGGCGCUGUGAAGACGGAGCGCAGCGCAGAGUGUGGUGAAGUGCUCUUGCUCUAGUCUCCGCCUCUGCCAGCACCACCGCGGAUGACGUUGAACAACAAAGAUGGCAGGAGGAAAUAGCAACUAUUGGGAAGACCUGCGGAAGCAGGCAAGGCAGCUGGAGAACGAACUGGACCUGAAGCUGGUGUCUUUCAGCAAGCUGUGCACCAGUUACAGCAGCUCUCGGGACGGUCGUAGAGGAGACAGUAGUUCGGAUACAACACCUCUGCUCUGUAACUCCACUCAGGACAGAAUGUUUGAGACCAUGUCAGUGGAGAUUGAGCAACUACUUGCGAAACUGACAGGGGUGAAUGACAAGAUGGCCGAGUAUACGAGCACACCUGGAGUAACGUCUCUGAACGCUGCUCUAAUGCACACUCUUCAGAGGCACAGAGACAUCCUACAGGACUACACACAUGAAUUUCAUAAAACCAAAUCAAACUUCAUGGCAAUCAGGGAGAGAGAGGAUCUUUUGGGAUCUGUGAGAAAAGACAUUGAGACAUAUAAGAGUGGCUCGGGGGUGAAUAACAGGCGGACAGAGCUCUUCCUGAAAGAACACGAGCACCUGAGAAACUCAGAUCGACUUAUUGAUGACACAAUAAGCAUUGCCAUGGCAACCAAGGAGAACAUGACCUCCCAGCGAGGUUUUUUGAAGUCUAUACAGAGCAGGGUCAACACCCUGGCCAACCGUUUCCCUGCCAUUAAUAACCUAAUACAGCGGAUCAACUUGAGGAAGAGGCGGGACUCAUUAAUUCUGGGAGGAGUCAUUGGCAUCUGCACCAUUCUUCUGCUGCUGUAUGCAUUUCACUGACAAACAGGGGAGCUAACGACUACUUUUAGGGGGUGUUCUGCAAAGAGGUGGCAAAGCCUUGAGAAAAGGCUCAAUGAGAGGUGGACCAUUGGGGACACAAAGCAGAAGCCCACCUGGCCUAGUCUGGAAACAGGAUUGAUUGUGGCCAGCAUGGACCUUAUUUGUAAUUAGCAUCAGAAGGGGUUUAGCUCUAAGAGCCUUUUUUGUUUCUGUACUACAAACAAUGCGCUGUUCAGAUCUGAACUGGGACUGGAGACCAAAUUACUAACAGGAAUAGAUUUAAAAGGGCAUAUUAUAACACGCUGGCUUGAGAAAAGAGUGAUGCUGUGAAGCAUCAACAUGGCGUUGUGUUGUUCCUGUAUAUUAUUAAUCGGAAGAGGGUUUUAAUUUGAUGAUCCUUUUAGUAAGAGGGUUUCUCAUCAUGCUGUGUACUUUGUGAAUUAAUAAAUUAUUCAUAUACGGAAUAUUAAAAAUGUGUGUGAAACACUAGAGGUCUGUCCUCUAAAGCUUCUAUUUUUUAGAUAUUUCUAAACUCUCUUAACAAUGACAUAUUACUCUGCAGGGAGUGUUGGAAAAUAAGAGUCCAACAAUAAAAUAGUUGCAUUGCAGUUCAUGAUAUGUGUAACCCUUCUCUUUCGAGGUGCUAAUUCUUUAUGCCUUUACUGAUGUGUUUCAAAGUUUAGAGCAGGUUCCCAUUAGGAAUAUCUGGCAAGCCUGCACUCGCAGCCAACAGUCCACUUGUCUAAAUUGACUUACAACCACAUAACUCCUCCUAUGGAACUGGAGCGUGAGAGACAGAAACGGACCAGAACUUUAACAUGAUGAAUAUACAAGCUGAAAGGCAUCGACCCCUGGAAAAUGAAAAACUAGUAAAAGUGAUUGCAUGUAGAGGUAAGACUAGCACACUAUGCAGCAUGGUUGUCGGAAAAAGAAAGAAGGAUUGGAAGCCUUAUUAUCAUGCGCCUGUUUCUCCUUCCCUCUUAUAUUGACAAAUGAUGUCCCUUCCUAAAAGUGAGCUAUUUCUGCUGAGCAGCUCUUUGUACUGAUCAUUUUUUGAUGUUUUUGCCACAUUUAGAGCAGUCAGACUGGCUAUAGUUCUUGUCAGACUGAAGGAAUCUGUUUGCCUGAGAUUUUUCCAUAGGCGCAUAAAGAGAGUGUUCACACAAACUCAAUACAAUCAUCCAAUGGAGACAUCGGCUUCCCCAAAACAAUAAACUAAAAUGAGCUGUUUGAAAAUAAGAAAUCUUUCCUCCUUUUUCCUCUAUUCCCUGUUGGUCCAUUAACUAAAGGUCACAUCAGUCUCCUACUGUUCCAGUUCAUACAUUGACCAAGUGCCCUGAAAUACAGAACAAAUGUUGAGGGACUGAGGGCCUUUUAUAGAUGAAAUGGGGCCCUCGUUGACCAAAGGAUGAUCACAAAACACCAUAGUACGGGUUGCAUUGUAGAUAAGAUGUUUUAAAGUCACAAAUGAGGUACUUUGUUGUUUUCUGUGCCUAAAUGUGUCUGUAGUCGAGGUACUGCAGCAGUCAUUUGGAAGCUUGUAGGCCACCCACAGAACUCCACAGGAAGCUGUCAUCAGCCUCAUCACCUCCCUUACUGGCUGAAACGUGUUCUCUUUACACCACCCCAGAGAAUAAAUGAAUAAAUCUUUGUCAUCUCCA